Molecule: messenger RNA, 1720 nt
Organism: Ceratina calcarata
Lineage: Eukaryota; Metazoa; Arthropoda; Insecta; Hymenoptera; Apidae
Gene: TrpRS
Product: Tryptophanyl-tRNA synthetase
Exons: 3
Coding region: 169-1398 (409 amino acids)
Biological process (GO): tryptophanyl-tRNA aminoacylation
Cellular component (GO): cytoplasm
Molecular function (GO): ATP binding; tryptophan-tRNA ligase activity
Source: RefSeq, a predicted model, not a curated record
UGAACGUGCAAAUGCGUGCGCAGGGAAUAUACCGUGUGAUUAAAGGUCGACAUAACCUCGCUGCUUUUCAAAUCGGCCCCAGAUACGUAGCAUAUGACAGGGUUCUACUCGUAAAAACCUCCGCUCGAUUGUAAUUAAAAAUCCGGGAGAAGUUCGGAGCAGAAUAAAAUGACAGAGGAUGUAAAAAUCGACACGUUGACACUGAACGGAAGAGCGGACGACGAGGACAUCGUGACACCUUGGGACGUUGAAACCAAGAAUGAGACUGGAAUCGACUAUGAUAAGCUUAUCAAGAAGUUUGGUAGCUCGAAGAUCGAUGGAGAACUCAUGGCCAGGUUCGAGAAGAUCACUGGUCAAAAGCCUCAUCAUUUCCUCAGAAGAGGAAUAUUCUUCUCUCACAGAGAUAUGCACACUAUCUUGAACCUUUACGAACAGGGAAAGCCUUUUUACCUUUAUACUGGGAGAGGACCUAGCUCAGACUCUAUGCACAUAGGACAUCUGAUACCAUUUAUGUUUUGCAAAUGGUUGCAAGACGUAUUCCACGUUCCGUUGAUCAUACAACUGACUGACGACGAGAAAGCGAUAUGGAAGAAUAUUAAAAUAGAAGAUGCAAUUAAACUGGCCUACACUAAUGCUAAAGAGAUUAUCGCGCUUGGAUUUAAACCAGAGAAUACGUUUAUCUUUUCUAACUUGGAACACAUCGGAAAUAAUCCUGCGUUCUAUCAAAACAUGGUCAGAAUACAGAGGAGCGUUACGUUUAAUCAGGUGAAAGGCAUUUUCGGAUUUGGAGACAGUGAUCCGAUUGGAAAGAUCUCGUUCCCACCUACGCAAGCUGCCCCAGCGAUUUCUAGCACGUUCCCGUUUAUUUUUAAGAACGCGAAGGUUCACUGUUUGAUACCGUGCGCUAUAGAUCAAGAUCCCUACUUCAGAAUGACGAGGGACGUUGCGCCAAGGAUUGGCUACCCGAAGCCUGCCCUGUUGCAUUCUAUAUUCUUCCCUGCCUUACAAGGCUCUAAGACGAAAAUGUCUGCCAGUAAUAAUAAUACAGCGAUAUUCUUAACGGACACGGCUAAGCAAAUAAAGAACAAGGUGAACAAACAUGCAUUCUCUGGAGGGCAAGCCAGCAUCGAAGAGCAUAGACAAUUAGGGGGCAACUGCGAAGUUGACAUAGCGUAUCAGUGGUUAAGAUUUUUCCUGGAGGACGACGAGAAAUUGGAGCAACUUAGAAAGGGCUACACGAGCGGGGAGAUCUUGACAGGAGAACUUAAAAAAGAAUUGAUCGACAUUCUGCAGCGCAUAGUAGCUGGUCAUCAAGAGGCUAAGAGUAAAUUAACAGAUGAAGCAGUUAAGCAAUACAUGGUGCCUAGGGAUCUAGGUUUUGUGAUGAAUGUAAAAUAGCUGCACAUGCAUUAUUCUAUUAUGUAUGUAUGUACAUAAACUUAGCGCAAGUUUCCACAUUUCCAUCAGUUAAUUUAAUUUUAUUUAUUUUAGAAACACAACAAAUUGUUUCUCGAAACAAUGUGUAUUUCUUUUUUUUAAGUCGAUUAAAUUGCUUUUAUAAAGACAUUUAUAAUCCUACCAAUCCUUUCUGUACUUGCGAGAAUAGCUGAAAAAUAUGAACUGUAUAUUUUUUUUUAAGAAGAUAUCACUCUCGUAUAGACGAUACUUAUGUACCGUACAUACGAAAAGAUUAUUGAAAAUAAAAAAUCUUCGAAGAUUA